CUGAGUUCAGGGGCGAAUCGACCCGAACGGCUCUUUUUGUUGAAGGUUGGCAGCACGCGCGUGUGCACGCGCAUGUAAAUCGGGAGAAAAGUGGCUUAAAGGCGAGAUUUGAUCAUAUUGUUGGCAGCAUCGUAAUCAAAGACGUCCACGGUCGUCUCACCCGUGACACUCGACUCGUCUGCGCUCCAACACGGGCACCGCUCAGCCACGCCGCCAUCUUCCUCCAAGUUUUGUCCUGCGAUUUACCGGAACAGCCGGUCCCUCUUAUUUUGAAGGAUGUGUGUUUCCGGUGCGGUUUGUCCGAGCUGAUGGAGGUCCGAGGUCCUGGCCCCAAGUUGGUCCUUGUUUUUAGCGGGAAGCGGAAGUCCGGAAAGGAUUAUAUCACGGACCUGAUCUUAGAUCGUCUGGGUCCAGCGGUCUGCACCGUGCUGCGCUUGUCCGGACCCCUUAAGCAGCAGUAUGCUCAGGAACACGGCUUGGACCUGGACCAGCUGCUGGGUCCCGGGCCGUACAAAGAGCGGUACCGGGCUGACAUGAUCCACUGGGGAGAGGCUCGCCGCUGCCAGGACCCAGGCUUCUUUUGUCGCCUAGCAACCGCAGGGGCACAGCAGCCUGUGUGGGUGGUCAGUGAUGCGAGGCGGCUGUCGGACCUGCAGUGGUUCCAGUCCGAGUUCCCGCACAAGACCGUCAGCGUGAGGGUUCAGUGCUCAGAUGAAACGCGGCAGAAAAGGGGGUGGAGCUUCACCACAGGAGUGGACGACGCUGAGUCUGAAUGCGGGCUGGAUGAAGGCGUGCACUUCGAUUGGCUGAUAACCAACGAGCCCACGGCCCCCCCCCUGGAUGAGCAGCUGCAGCCAAUCCUGAAGCUGGCGGGAAAGGCUGCCGCUUCCGCCAUUCAGUGACUCCCAGACUCACCUGGUCUACUUCUAACUCACAUUGAUGGAUGGGAGGGCUGUGGUGACCAGCUGAUGUAGAACUGCUCCACAGUGGCAAUGCAUGCUGGGUAAAACCUCUUCACAUCUAUGCAGCUGCAGCCGUGGCGCCUUUGAGCAAGAAGACGGCUCGGAUCAGUGGGUCUACCGGUUAUUGAUCAGUGGGUCUACCGGUUAUUGAUCAGUGGGUCUACCGGUUAUUGAUCAAUAAAGAAGCAAGUUUCCGUCUA
Molecule: messenger RNA, 1162 nt
Organism: Oryzias latipes (Japanese medaka)
Lineage: Eukaryota; Metazoa; Chordata; Actinopteri; Beloniformes; Adrianichthyidae
Gene: pmvk
Product: phosphomevalonate kinase
Biological process (GO): cholesterol biosynthetic process; isopentenyl diphosphate biosynthetic process, mevalonate pathway
Cellular component (GO): cytoplasm
Molecular function (GO): phosphomevalonate kinase activity
Source: RefSeq, a predicted model, not a curated record